CUCAAGAGCGCUUCAGUUUUGAGUAUUCCUUCACUCACCAUCAGUAUCUAUGGCCGAACAACUUCUCCUCGUCCCUGCCGAGCAAAUCAUUGAGACUUUGGGCUCACUGGCUGCCAAUAAGAUCGCAUUGCUAUGGGGACUCGAAGAUGAGCUUCAACGCCUGAGGAACACCGUUUCAACAAUCAAAGCUGUGCUUCUAGAUGCGGAGGAGAAACAGGCUGCUGGGAACCAUGCAGUCACAGAUUGGCUCAAAAAGCUAGAAGAUGCCAUGUACGAUGCGGAUGACUUGCUGGAUGCUGUUUCCACUGAAGCUCUACAUAGGGAAAUACUGACUCGUGAUAACAAGGCCAAACAGGUACGCAUUUUCUUUUCCAAAUCAAACCAGCUUCUCUAUCGUCUUAAAAUGGCCCCUAAGAUUAAGGCCAUGAGAGAGAGGUUAGAUUCCAUCUACGCCGAGGGGGACAGAUUCCACUUGAAGGUACGCGAUGUGGAGACACGUGUCGGGGGAAACAGGGGUAACACUCAUUCUUUUGUACGUGCGGAAGCAGUUAUUGGUCGAGACGAUGAUAAGAAGGCUGUUAUCCACCGUCUGCUGGACUCCAACGUUGAAGACAAUGUUUCAAUCCUUCCAAUUGUUGCCAUCGGUGGAUUGGGAAAGACUACACUCGCUCAACUCAUUUUCAACGAUGACCAAAUCCAAAACCAUUUUCAGCUCCAAAUGUGGGUGUGUGUCUCUGAUCCCUUCCACGUUCAAAAUAUUGUUGAAAAUAUCUUAGAAGCUGCAACAACGAAGAAACCAGAACCCGCUCGAAUGAAUACAUUGGUAGGUAAACUUAAAAAAGAAAUCGAUGGAAAGAAAUACCUGCUCGUGUUGGAUGAUGUGUGGAAUGAGGAUCUUGAAAAAUGGUCUGAAUUGAAAGAAGUGCUGAUGGGUGGUGUAAGCGGCAGUAGAAUAUUAGUGACUACACGCAGUGAAAAGGUUGCAAGGAUUAGCGGGACAGUUCAAUCAUAUUCCUUAAGGGGUCUAAAGGAAGACGAGUCAUGGUGUUUAUUGAAGCAACUGGCAUUUGAGAAAGGAAAAGAGCCGGAGGAGACUUCAAGCAUCGCAGCGGUUGGGAGGGAGAUACUAAAAAAGUGCUUUGGUGUCCCACUGGCAAUAAGGACAAUUGGAAGUUUACUACGCUUCAAAAAUUCAGAAGCAGAGUGGUCGUCUUUUAAGGAAAAUGAACUCUCAAAAAUAGAUCAAAAUGAAAAAGACAUCUUACCAACUCUGAAGUUGAGUUAUGAUCAUCUUCAUUUACAUUUGAAGCACUGCUUUGUUUAUUGCAGUUUGUUUCCAAAAGAUCACUGGUUAUAUAAAUCAAGACUGAUUCAACUCUGGAUGGCACAAGGGUUUGUCAAGUCAUGCGAUGAUCAAAACCGAAGCUUUGAAGAGGUUGGUAAUGAGUAUUUUAAGGAUUUACUAUGGAGAUCAUUCUUUCAAGAAGCUGAAACGGAUGAUUUUGGUGACAUAGUUAGAUGCAAAAUGCAUGACCUGAUGCAUGAUCUUGCCAUAUCAGUGGCAGGAUCAUUGAUCACCACAAUAGAUGAUAAGAAUAGAAACCUUCAUGAGAAAACUCGUCAUGUUUCAGUUGUUGAUUACUACAAUAUCGAUGCUUCAUCAAUUACAAUUUCAUUAUGUAAAGCAAGUGGCAUACGAACAUUUCUUUGUAAUCCUACUUCCUUCUACACACAUCUUUCCCAAUCCACUUCCGUCAACUUUUUAGAUUGUGAAGUAAUUUUUUCAAGUUCCAAGUUCUUGCGCGUGUUGGUCCUGCACAAGAGAAAUCAUGAACUUUUACCAAGCUCUAUUGGGAAGUUGAAGCAUUUAAGAUAUCUUGAUCUUUCUUCAAACUAUCUCAAGAAGCUACCCAAUUCUAUAUCUAGGUUGCAGAAUUUGCAAACACUAGAUCUUUCAUUUUGUCUCAAUCUUGAAGAAUUGCCAAGCUCUAUUGGAGAGUUGAAGCAUUUAAGAUGUCUUGAUCUUUUUGGGGACGCGAAUCUCAAGAAGUUACCCAAUUUUAUAUCCAAAUUGCAAAAUUUGCAGACACUAAAUCUCUCAUUUUGUUUUAAUCUUGAAGAAUUACCGGGAGACAUGAAAGAAUUAGUCAAUCUCAGGCAUCUUGAGAUAGAUGGAUGUGUAUUGUUGACUUAUAUGCCACGUGAAUUGGGGCUACUCAAUAAUCUCCAGACAUUAUCAAACUUUGUGGUCCACAAGGAUCCUUGCUCUCCGCAUAGCAGUGGGUUAAAAGAACUAAAGGGACUAAAUAACCUGAGGGGAGAGUUAGUUAUUACAAAUAUGAGACAUGGGAAAGAUGGUGCGUCAGAAUGUAAGGAAGCAAAUUUAAAAGCGAAGCAACAUCUUCAUGGUUUGUGUUUAAAGUGGAGUACUGAAGGAGGUGUCAAUGCUUCAGACGUUAUUGUUGAUGAUGAGAUGUUGUUGGAAGUCCUCCAACCGCACCCAAAUCUGAAAGAGCUUCGUGUAAAAGGAAAUUGGGGUUCAAGGCUUCCAAGUUGGCUUUUGUCACUCACAAAUCUCAAAUCUCUUGUUCUUUCCCGAAUGGAUGCUAUGGAGUACAUAUUAGACAGUGGUUACAGCAAUGAGUUCUCUUAUUCUUUUAUCCCAUCUCUCAAGGAAAUCAAGCUCAAAAAUUGCCCUAAUCUCAAGGGGUGGUGGAGGAGAGAUUCUUCCGUGGAGGUCAAUAGUGAUGGUCAUAAUUCCAUUGAAAAUACAGAGGAUCCUUUACUCCCUUCCUUUCCUCCUUGUCUCUCACAAUUAUUGAUCUUGAAUUGCCCUAUGUUGACUUCCAUGCCAACGUUUCCACAUCUUGAAGAAUUGUUGUGCCUUAGUAAUGCUAGCUGGAAGCCACUGCAACAAACAAUGAUGAUGAAUAUGGGAGCACCGCAAAGCCAAACGUCAACAGCAAAAGCCUCCUCUUCAUCCACUCCUCUCUCAAAAUUGAAGUUUCUACAACUCGAUUCCUUGGAGGAUCUAGAAACUCUACCAAAGGAGUGGUUGAAGAAGCUCACUUCUCUCAAUUCUUUAACGAUAAGGAGCUGCAAUAGAUUAAAUUCUCUCUUCCCAGGUAUACAACAUCUCGCUGCCCUUCAACAGCUGGAUCUUCAUGAUUGUCCUGAGCUUGAGCUAGCCAAUGUUGAGGAUGAGAUGCAAUGGCAAGGUCUUAAGAGCCUCCUCUCUUUGAAGUUUUCACGGCUUCCGAAACUGGUGUCUCUCCCAUUAGGGCUUCAACAUGCGACCACUCUACAAAAGCUCCUAAUUUCAGAUUGUGAAAACUUGAUGGCUAUACCAGAGUGGAUCCACAACUGCACAUCACUUCAAGUGCUUAAAAUUAAGGGAUGCUCCAGUUUGACAUCAUUGCCAGAAGGAAUGCGUAGCCAAACGUCUUUGCAGAGGCUGAAAAUUGAGAACUGUCCCAUCUUAUUGCAAAGAUGCAAGAGAGAAGCGGGUGAGGAUUGGCCCAAGAUUGCUCACAUCCCAAAGUUGGAAUUACAGUAUCCGGAUUCAGAUGCAGAAGUAGGAGAACCGGCUAAAGCACAGAAGAAACAGAGGAUUUGGAGGAUAUUCAAAAAAUCUAGGGCACAUAAUUCGUGAUUCUUCACAUAUUACGAGAAACAAUUAGUCUCUAUUCUUGCUCUUCCCACCACCUCACUGUUGUCAUCUCAAACAAAAGACAGAAAGUCAAUUCGCUCAUCGAGAUCUUUGCCCACCCCUACACCAUGGUGUGCGAGUUGUACUAUGCAGGAGGAUUGGGGGCUGUAUGGUGGGACGAAGCCCAUAUUGGCCUCUACACGGGAAUUGGCCUCAGCUUUAUCAUAGAUCAAUGAAGCACAUUGUGAAGAUUAUGACAUGGCUGGCUGGCAUCUCUGCCUUAAGAUGCUCGUCGGGUGUUCGACAAAAUGUUUAAACCGAAUAUACAUGCUAAGGAGAUUUAAUUAACUUGUCGCAAGUAUUUGGGGUUUUGCAGAAAAGAUGAGUUACCAAGCCAAUGAAAACCAAAUGCAUUUGGAUUUGUACACCGGCGCGCAACAUCAACUUUGGAUUCUAUACUUGGAACAUUUCUCUAUUAGGAUUGUUGUAGGUGAUGCUAAAUUUUGUAAGCAGCAAAGUAUUGUGAAAUUAUUGUAGUUUAAACACUGUUUGGUUUAAACUACAAUAAUAGAUGUAGCUUUAA
Molecule: messenger RNA, 4232 nt
Organism: Alnus glutinosa
Lineage: Eukaryota; Viridiplantae; Streptophyta; Magnoliopsida; Fagales; Betulaceae
Product: disease resistance protein RGA2-like
Exons: 5
Coding region: 50-3652 (1200 amino acids)
Biological process (GO): defense response to fungus
Molecular function (GO): ADP binding; protein binding
Source: RefSeq, a predicted model, not a curated record